GCCCUGCCCUCUGGAUACCCUGCCCUCUGGUGCAGGGCAGCUCCUCAGGGCAAGGCAGAGCCACUCUGGUGGUUUGGUACCCAGCGUGGACCCCAGGCAGGAGGAAAAUGGGGAGCCAGGCACCUUGCCGGUUUCUAGGCCACGGAAGGGGCUCUGUGGUCCUGCUCCCCAGGGUGAUGGGGCAGCCUGACUGGCUGAAACUCCGGGCUUUGCCUGGGUUCUUUGGGCCUAAAAUGGCUGGCGUACCUCUGCCCCUGCUCCCCUUGCUCCUUUCAGAAGAGCGGCUAGCCUUGAUUUCCCCAGUUAGUGAGGACUUGGGGUUGAGUCAGAGGUCAGAGCUCCUGUUGUAGGGCCACAGUCCGCCCUCCCUGAUCAAGCAGUUUUCUCCUUGGUCUGUGGCUGCUGCAUCCCCGACUGCCCCCGGGAGCAGUGCUUCCUGCGGUCCGGGCUCUGCGCUCUGUCCACCGGCUGUGCAUUUCAGAUACCAUCAGCUCUCCCUGCUUUGGAGGGGGCUGGGCUUGGCCCUGAGCAAAACUCUCCCUGCCCAUCUGCCAGUCUUGCUGGCUGCCCAGCCUGAAGCCAGUGGCUGGGGCUGGCUGGGGAGGCAUUCCCAAGAGGCUCCUGGAGAGCCUUUCAGGGCUGGGGUGGCCUCAUUGAAUGAGAAUGGGGCCUUUCUGUCUGGUCAGUCUGAGCCCCAGCUGCACUGCCUGCCCUGCCAGCGACCUGGACCUGCAGAAGCGCAGCGUGCUCCUGUGCCCCUCCCCAUCUUGCAUCCUUCCCCUGGGCGCCCACUUCCUUGGUUUCCCUGGCUCUGGGGACCCCUUGCUCCCCGCUGCAUGGUGGCCCCACAGCUCUGCUCGCCGCUUGCCUUUGGUGGCCCUGCUUUCACCCACCAUGUGAGUAUGGGAAAUGGCCCAGGGGCCACAGCUCCUCUCUCUCAGGCGUGAUUCCAGCACCUACCACCCAGGCCCCCCAGCUGGCCUAGGCCCCCUCCUUUCAGUGCUGCUGCUGCUGCUGCUGCCACCCCUGGGUGAGAAGUCUUCAGGCCGCCCGGUGGGGUGGGGUGGGGUGGGGUGAGGUUGGAGGGGGAGCCCCUAGGAUCCCCACUCAGACCUACACCUCCCAGUCCAGGCUCCCAGAACAAUUGCCCAGGAAGUGCCAGACACACUGACCCCGUCUGGCUGCUCGAGCGGCAGCUGCUACCCGCCCACUGGGGACCUGGUAGUGGGUCGCAGCCAGAGCCUUCGUAGCUCAUCCACCUGUGGACGCCAUGGCCCUGAGCGCUACUGCCUUGUCAGUCACCCCCAGGUGGGGGCGCAGGGGAGGCCUCUGCACCGGGUACCUCAGUCUUCCUGGGAGCUGGGCCUGGAGGGUCAGGUCACUGGGGGCUGGAGGGAGAGGUGGAGCUGAGAUGCUUUGGAGUGGGGGCACCGCCAUGGACCUCCUCCCUCCCUCCGACACCCAGGACUCUGAGCAUUGCUUCUUUUGUGACUCCCGGGACGGGGACCGGGGUGGCCAUGGCAUUGAGAAUGUGAUAUCCUGGAGUGGUUGCCAUGGCAACCAGACCUGGUGGCAAGCUGAGAGUGGUGUUGAGAACGUUACCAUCCAGCUAGACCUAGAGAGUGCAUUCCACUUCACCCACCUCGUCAUGACCUUCAAGGUGACCGCUGCCCCGGCCUGGAGGCGGGCCGUGUGCCCCCUGUCCUCACGGCCACCCGUGGUGCUUGCCCCUGGUAACCGAGGACCCCUCCUGUCCCCAGACAUUCUGCCCAGCGGCGCCGACCCUGAGCGUUCGGCGGACCGCGGCCGCUCCUGGCGUGUGUACCGGCACUUUGCCCACAACUGCUCAGGCCUCCCCUGGCGUCGCUCGGGCCCCGGCCGCAGUGCCAGCGAUCUCGUGUGUGACCAGCGUUACUGGGACAUUGAGCCUUCCACCGAGGGCAAGGUCAGGCCCAGAGGAGGCGGGGAGGGUGGUUGUGAAGCCAGAGGCUCAGGCUUGCUUCUUCCUCAGGUCAUUUUCCAUGUUCUGGACCCAGCCCUCCUGGUGGAGAACCCACACGACCCCGAGAAGCAGGGUAAUUCUAGCCAGGCCUGUGAGGCGGGCGGGAACAGGGAGGGGAGUCCCGCCUGGGGCCAGCUCAGUCACGGUCCUCUUGUGGUCCCUGUUCUGGCCUCCAUGUCUGCCCCUCGCUGCCCAUGGCACGGGUAGCAGUUUAAUCUCUGCCCCGUCAUUGGUCUCAUGGGGCCCAUGUGGUCCCUGUCACUGCCCACACCCCCGGCCCAUGUCGUCCCUGUCA
Pipistrellus kuhlii (Kuhl's pipistrelle) is the source of this 2297-nucleotide messenger RNA. RefSeq lists its product as uncharacterized. Gene Ontology annotation, molecular function: extracellular matrix structural constituent. The coding region runs from base 1271 to 2209 and encodes 312 amino acids. Gene Ontology annotation, cellular component: laminin trimer. NCBI's taxonomy places the organism in Eukaryota, Metazoa, Chordata, Mammalia, Chiroptera, Vespertilionidae. Gene Ontology annotation, biological process: substrate adhesion-dependent cell spreading; cell migration; basement membrane assembly. The transcript is spliced from 2 exons. The record is from RefSeq and is a predicted model, not a curated record.